Messenger RNA from Fusarium oxysporum Fo47, 1494 nucleotides. RefSeq lists its product as uncharacterized. Gene Ontology annotation, molecular function: deaminase activity. Gene Ontology annotation, cellular component: cytosol. Bases 1 to 1494 code for a protein of 497 amino acids. The transcript has 3 exons. The record is from RefSeq and is a predicted model, not a curated record. NCBI's taxonomy places the organism in Eukaryota, Fungi, Ascomycota, Sordariomycetes, Hypocreales, Nectriaceae.
AUGGUUUCACUCCCCUUCCCACUUUGUGUUCUUGCAUUUCUGAAGUUGGUAUCCCCUGUGGCUUCAUCUUCAAUUCUCUUUACUGCCGGCACCAUCAUCGCUUUUGACCAUGAAGCAAACGACUUAGAUGUCAUCCGCAAUGGAAGCAUUCUCAUCGAGCAAGACCGCAUCACCGGCAUAUGGUCGAAUGAGAAAACGCCUUCGGUGUCAAUCCCUCCUAACACCACGGUUAUAGAUGCAGCAGGCAAGAUCAUCACCCCUGGCUUCGUCGACACACACCGUCAUGGCUGGCAAACCUUGUUCAAAACCAUGUUCUCCAACAUCACCCUCCCUGAAUAUUUCGGCCGCUUUGGAGAGCACGCUUCUGCCGGGCGCAUUGAUGCUGAGCAGGUAUACAUCGGCCAGCUCGCCGGCCUCUAUGAAGCACUGAAUGCAGGCACCACUACUUCCUUGGAUCACGCUCACCACACCUGGUCAGAUGAGACGUCUUGGGCUGGCUUGAAUGCCAGCAUAGAUAGCGGCGCGCGUGUGUUCUGGUCGUACGCCUUCCACGAAGUUGCCAACUACACCAUCGCGCAGCAGAUUGAGAACUACCGCGAUAUCGUAAAUGCUGCCCCAGAGAGGGAUACAGCUGUUGAACUCGGUAUGGCUUUUGAUAGUUUUGACAACGGCUCUGUGGAUCAAGAAACAGUUGAAUCGAUUGUCAACCUGGCUAAGGAAGUCAAUGCCUCGGUACUCACAGCCCACAGCGGGGGAGGCGUUUACGGAAGCAUACUCAAUACAAGCAUCCCCGUCGUGUUCUCGCACGCGUCAUACAUCACCUUGCGAGACACGAUGCUAUUGCGAAGCACGAAUCAGCACGUAGCUAUCACGCCGGAGUCAGAGAUGGGAUUUGGACUCGGACGUCCGUCUACCAACAUGAUCCUGGACCAGGUUGCCCUCGGCGUUGACACGCACGCGUUUCAGUCAUCCGAUCUGGUAUCUCAAGCACGCCUAUAUCUCCAGAGCACACGGUCAGCGGUCACCGACGAGCUGUUCAAGAAGUGGCAGAUCCCAAAGUCUACUCCCAUGAGCGUCGUGCAGGCCUUUCUCCUCGCCACACGUAACGGGGGCCUCGCACUUCGCCGGCCAGACCUUGGCGUUCUCAGCGUAGGUGCCAAGGCUGAUGUCGUAGUGUGGGACGGGACCAGCCCUGGUUUUCUGGGCUGGCUUGACCCUGUGGCGGCUAUUAUUCUGCACUCCAACGUUGGUGAUGUGGAGCAUGUUCUUGUUGAUGGGAAGUUCGUGAAGCGGAAUCACAGGCUGGUCGUUGGGGACUAUGCUAGCGUCCAGUCAAGGUUUUUGGAAGCUGCGAGGCGUGUACAGGAUGACUGGCGACAGAUUCCUCGUCCUGAGUUCCCGGAGCGUUCUACCACUGGUGCCCUGUUUGCCGACUCCGAUCAAGUGGAUGUUGUAGCCGGAAAUGGCACUGGUUACGGUCAAUUAUAUGUUUAG